Messenger RNA from Oncorhynchus keta (chum salmon), 3804 nucleotides. It is a transcript of the gene tpk1, whose product is annotated as thiamin pyrophosphokinase 1. The transcript has 9 exons. Gene Ontology annotation, molecular function: ATP binding; thiamine diphosphokinase activity; thiamine binding. NCBI's taxonomy places the organism in Eukaryota, Metazoa, Chordata, Actinopteri, Salmoniformes, Salmonidae. Gene Ontology annotation, biological process: thiamine diphosphate biosynthetic process; thiamine metabolic process. The record is from RefSeq and is a predicted model, not a curated record. The coding region runs from base 191 to 955 and encodes 254 amino acids.
AUGAAUUUACACCUAAAUACGACAUACAUAAUUGUUCUACCAAAGUUACAUAGCUAGAUGUGUUGAGAGUAAAUGGCGAUUGUAAUGUGUUUGUGUAUCUAAGCAUGUGAGAGCAAACUCGGCAUCUCUGUCCUUGCCGACUCCCGGUUUACUGAGUUGAGUACUUCUGCAGAAGAGACGGAACAUCUGGAUGAUCAUGGAUGAAUUCACUCCUUUAGACUGUCUGCUGCCUACAGGCACACAGAAAAUAUGUCUGAUCAUUCUCAACCAGCCUUUGGAAAAAGACAGUCUUCACACACUCUGGAGUAAAGCUCUCCUGCGGGCGUGUGCAGAUGGUGCGGCCAACCACCUGUAUGACAUCACCGCUGGACAACAAGACAGUUUUCUUCCAGACUACAUCAGUGGGGACUUUGAUUCUAUUACUGCAGAGGUCAAAGCUUUCUACACAGAGAAGAAGUGUCGGUUGAUAGAGACCGCUGAUCAGGAGCUGACUGACUUCACUAAAUGUCUGGCCAUCAUGGUGGAGGAGAUCAAGAGAAAACAGCUUCAGGUGGAUACUAUAGUGACUCUGGGUGGUCUAGCAGGAAGAUUUGACCAGACCAUGGCUUCAGUAGAGACUUUGUACCACGCCCUCAAUAUGACAGAACUACCUCUGGUGGUUCUACAGGGAUGCAGUCUGGCCUACCUGCUACGACCGGACAUGAGACACAGGUUGGGAGUGAAUACAGGACUGGAGGGGGAAUGGUGCAGUCUAAUACCUAUAGGAGGACCAUGCAAAACACACACCACUGGACUCAAAUGGAACCUGGACAACCAGGUACUGCAGUUCGGGAAGCUGGUGAGCACAUCCAACACCUACGAGCCUGUCGCCCAGGAAGACCAGAGGAAGCCUGUAACCGUGACAACGGACCAGCCACUGCUCUGGAGCAUGGGCAUCUGCAGGGACAGGAAAUGACAUCAUCGACCAGGGUGCUCCACCUCCUUCCAGAAUGAACAAAUGGGUGUCAUUUAAAUAGGCUAAUGGCUUCCUCUCUCUCCCCAACUGGAAAUUCACACUUCUGCCUAGUUGAAAUAGUGUAAAAAUGCCUCUUUCCUUCCUUGGUGAAGGAAUCUCUGAACGGUCACAAGAGGAAGCAACUUUACAUUAUAGAUUCACCACUAGCCUAGAAAACUCUGUCCUGAUUCCAAACUGGAGACUUGUCCCUUCCCCUUAAAGACUAACCAUUGCAUAUCUGAGGUGGGGGUCAAAUCCAUACUUCUCAAGGGUGGAUUUUAGGGUGCAAGUCUACGGUUUGGAACUCAGCCCCAAUGUGCCUUCACUGUUGUCGCUUAACAAACAGAGAUACACACUAUAUACAAGUCAAACAUAAGUCAAGCUGCAUAUUUCUUUGAUUUAUUAACACAGUCAAAUAAAAACAUUGCAAACAAUGUUUUAAAAAAAUGGCAAAAAAAAUGGCCCUUCACUAUUCUCCCACCACCACUUUUCCACAUUGCCCUGCUGCCAAAGGUCUCUGGUUAUUGUAGUUCUGUAGUUGUAGUUCUGUAACAUUUCCAGAGGUUAAACCGCCCCUGAGAGAGAUAAGAGAACUCACAAUAACAGGGCCACACAGAGGCUAAUUCAGUUUCUCCCCUUUACCCAAAAGUAUACAAUCAUCCACACCUCUUAACUGUAGUGGCAGAAAUGCUAUAUGCCUUAUGAUUUAAAAUAGUGUGUUUCACGCAUUCCAUCAAAUCAAAUAGAACUGCAAAACAUAGUUUGAUAUUAUCGCAGACCUACAUGCAUCUAUGCACAUAUCUUGAUAACAAAUUAAUCAUAUACAGUGCCUUGCGAAAGUAUUCGGCCCCCUUGAACUUUGCGAACUUUUGCCACAUUUCAGGCUUCAAACAUAAAGAUAUAAAACUAUUUUUUUGUGAAGAAUCAACAACAAGUGGGACACAAUCAUGAAGUGGAACGACAUUUAUUGGAUAUUUCACACUUUUUUAACAAACCAAAAACUGAAAAAUUGGGCGUGCAAAAUUAUUCAGCCUCCUUAAGUUAAUACUUUGUAGCGCCACCUUUUGCUGCGAUUACAGCUGUAAGUCGCUUGGGGUAUGUCUCUAUCAGUUUUGCACAUCGAAAGACUGACAUUUUUUCCCAUUCCUCCUUGCAAAACAGCUCGAGCUCAGUGAGGUUGGAUGGAGAGCAUUUGUGAACAGCAGUUUUCAGUUCUUUCCACAGAUUCUCGAUUGGAUUCAGGUCUGGACUUUGACUUAGCCAUUCUAACACCUGGAUAUGUUUAUUUUUGAACCAUUCCAUUGUAGAUUUUGCUUUAUGUUUUGGAUCAAUGUCUUGUUGGAAGACAAAUCUCCGUCCCAGUCUCAGGUCUUUUGCAGACUCCAUCAGGUUUCCUUCCAGAAUGGUCCUGUAUUUGGCUCCAUCUGUAACGGCGUUCUUCGUUUGUAGAAAGAGAGUCGGACCGAAAUGCAGCGUAGUGGUUACUCAUGUCUUUAAUGAACAAAGAUCGUGAUACAUGAAAUAACUUAUACAUAUACAAAAACAACAAACGGAACGUGAAACCUAUUACAGCCUAUCUGGUGAAACUACACAGAGACAGGAACAAUCACCCACGAAAUACAAAGCGAAACCCAGGCUACCUAAAUACGGUUCCCAAUCAGAGACAACGAGAAUCACCUGACUCUGAUUGAGAACCGCCUCAGGCAACCAAGCCUAUACAACACCCCUAAUCAGCCGCGAUCCCAAAUACUACAAACCCCAAUACGAAAAUACAAUAACAUAAACCCAUGUCACACCCUGGCCUGACCAAAUAAUAUAACGAAAACACAAAUACUAAGACCAAGGCGUGACACCAUCCAUCUUCCCAUCAAUUUUAACCAUCUUCCCUGUCCCUGCUGAAGAAAAGCAGGCCCAAACCAUGAUGCUGCCACCACCAUGUUUGACAGUGGGGAUGGUGUGUUCAGGGUGAUGAGCUGUGUUGCUUUUACGCCAAACAUAACAUUUUGCAUUGUUGCCAAAAUGUCAAUUUUAGUUUCAUCUGACCAGAGCACCUUCUUCCACAUGUUUGGUGUGUCUCCCAGGUGGCUUGUGGCAAACUUUAAACAACACUUUUUAUGGAUAUCUUUAAGAAAUGGCUUUCUUCUUGCCACUCUUCCAUAAAGGCCAGAUUUGUGCAAUGUACGACUGAUUGUUGUCCUAUGGACAGAGUCUCCCACCUCAGCUGUAGAUCUCUGCAGUUCAUCCAGAGUGAUCAUGGGCCUCUUGGCUGCAUCUCUGAGCAGUCUUCUCCUUGUAUGAGCUGAAAGUUUAGAGGGACGGCCAGGUCUUGGUAGAUUUGCAGUGGUCUGAUACUCCUUCCAUUUCAAUAUUAUCGCUUGCACAGUGCUCCUUGGGAUGUUUAAAGCUUGGGAAAUCUUUUUGUAUCCAAAUCUGGCUUUAAACUUCUUCACAACAGUAUCUCGGACCUGCCUGGUGUGUUCCUUGUUCUUCAUAAUGCUCUCUGCACUUUUAACGGACCUCUGAGACUAUCACAGUGCAGGUGCAUUUAUACGGAGACUUGAUUACACACAGGUGGAUUGUAUUUAUCAUCAUUAGUCAUUUAGGUCAACAUUGGAUCAUUCAGAGAUCCUCACUGAACUUCUGGAGAGAGUUUGCUGCACUGAAAGUAAAGGGGCUGAAUAAUUUUGCACGCCCAAUUUUUCAGUUUUUGAUUUGUUAAAAAAGGCACUGUAUAUACACUAAACAAAAAUAUAAACGCAAGUGUUGGUCCCAUGUUACAUGAGCUGAAAUAAAAGAUCCCAGAAAUUGUC